AUGAACAUUAGUAAUAACUUGAAACAACUUCGGUUCAUGAAGAAGCCAGUUGCCCAAGAGAAGAAAGAAAGAGAAACUCUUGGGACUUGGUUACUUCAGGAAAGAGCUGCGAACGCUAAAAAGAACCCUCACAAGAAAGAGUGCAAUAGAUAG
This is a messenger RNA of Nematocida homosporus, 153 nucleotides long. RefSeq lists its product as uncharacterized. Lineage: Eukaryota; Fungi; Microsporidia. The record is from RefSeq and is a predicted model, not a curated record. The coding region runs from base 1 to 153 and encodes 50 amino acids. The transcript has a single exon.